AUGCCUCGGGCCACGAAACGGGAGCGGUUCGCCGAGCUGCGCGCCCUCCGGCAGUCGGGCAAGAAGAAGUUCGACACAUACGAGGUCGAAGACGCGGCAGACCUGUACGAAGAAGUCGACGAGAACCAGUACAAGAAGAUCGUGCGGGACCGCCUGAACGAGGACGACUUUGUGGUGGACGACAACGGCGAGGGCUACGCCGACGAUGGCCGCGAGGAAUGGGACCGCAUGCGGACGUAUGAGUCGGAGAGCGAUGAAGCCCUGCCGGCGCGGGGGAAGGAGAGCAAGUCCAAGAAGCAACGCGAUGAUGAACAGGCGAAGCGAGAUGCCAACGACCGGAACAUUUCGGAAUACUUCACAAAGGGUGCCGCCAAGGUGCAGCCCAAGCCAAAAAUCAUUAAGACGGAAGAGGAUGAUGAGUUCAUGGAAAACCUUCUAGACGCGGUGGAUGUUAAUGUCCCAGUGCCGUCGAGGACAACCAAGAAGAGGGAUAGAUCCGUGGAGAGAAAGAAGCCCCGAGCUGUGUCUCCCGUGCGGGAUACCCUGCAGCCGGUCACAAAAAGGACCAAGAUGCUCGACGGCACGGCGUCGUCCCCCAUGCCCAGCGACCCACCCCUACCGGAGGUGGAGGACGAUUUCGUGCCACCGCCCAUCGAAGAAGAGAACGAACCCCCCGUGCCCAUGGACGUUGCGAUGAGCGACCCAGCCCCGUCCUCGCCCGCGGCCAAGGCUGCGGAGCGCAAGACGCGGCCAAAAACGGAGAAGAGCGAAUACGAUGACUUUGACGACGACGACGACGACGACAUGAUGGAGGUCUUCCACACAGGCACGGUUGCGAACACAAACGUUGUCAACAUGUCGGCAUCGCGGCAGAUCAAGAAGGUUAUCAAGGCCGAGCCGGAGCCUGUGCUCGCGAGCUCGUCACCGGUCAAGGCCCCCGAGGCCGCCGCCGUCGACGCAUCGGCGUGGAACGGAAUCCACGAUAAGCUCAACGUGCUGAGCAGCUCACAGUCGGAGACGCGCAGCCUGGGCAAGAUCGACUACAAGGACGCGGUAGAAGAGGACGGGAGCGUGCACAUGUACUGGACGGACUACACCGAGGCGAACGGGAGCCUGUGUCUGUUCGGCAAGGUGCUAAACAAGAAGACGGGCCAGCACGUCAGCUGCUUCGUCAAAGUGGACAACAUCCUCCGGAAGCUGUACUUCCUUCCGCGUAAGCACCGGGUGCGGCACGGGGUCGAGACGGACGAGCCGGUGGAGAUGAUGGACGUGUAUGACGAGGUGGACGGGAUCAUGACGGCGAUGAAGGUGGGCAUGCACAAGAUCAAGGCGUGCCGGCGCAAGUAUGCCUUCGAGCUGCCCGGGAUCCCCACCGAGGGCGAGUACCUGAAGCUGUUCUACCCCUACACUAAGCCGGCGAUCGAGAUUGGGGCGAAGGGGGAGACCUUCUUGCACGCGUUCGGCGCCAACACGUCGCUGUUCGAGCAGUUUGUGCUCUGGAAACGCAUCAAGGGACCCUGCUGGCUGAAGAUCGCCGACGCCGACUUUGGCGCGCUCAAGAACGCCUCGCACUGCCGGCUCGAGGUGCUAGCCGAGCACCCGGGCAUGGUCAACCUAUUGAACGAGAACACCGGCGGAGAAGGCACCGAUGCACCGCCGCUGACGCUGAUGAGCCUGGCGCUGCGCACCGUGUUCAACGCCAAGGACAACAAGCAAGAGAUUCUGGCCAUCUCCGCGCGUAUCUACGAGAACGUCUCCCUCAACGACACCACCCCGGCCGACAAGCUACCCUCGCGGACGUUCACGCUCAUCCGCCCGCAGGGCACCGCGUUCCCGUUGGGAUUUGAAAAGCUGGUGCGGGACCGCCAACAGAAGUACAAGAGGGGCUUGAUCAAGCUGAUGAAGCAAGAGUCCGACAUGCUGUCCUUCUUCCUGGCGCAGAUCGACCUGGUCGACCCAGAUAUCCUGCUGGGCCACCAGCUCGAGGGUGUCGACUACAGCAUCCUGCUGAACCGACUAUACGAGAAGAAGACACACCAGUGGUCGCGGCUCGGCCGCCUACGCAAGACCACCUGGCCGCCGUCGAUGGGCAAAGUCGGCGGCAAUGUCUUUGCCGAGCGCCAGAUCAUGGCUGGGCGGCUGAUGUGCGAUCUGGCUAAUGAAGCCGGCAAGUCGGUCAUGUUCAAGUGCCAGUCGUGGAGCCUGACCGAGAUGUGCAACCUGUACCUGGCAUCGGAAGACGACAGUGGCAGCCCCAGCAACCUGCGUCGCGAAGUCGACAACGAAGCUGCGCUCAAGACUUGGGCGGUCACUAAAGAGGGGCUGAUGGACUACAUCUCCCACGCCGAGACCGACACGUACUUUGUGUCAGCCCUAGCCCUGCGCACGCAGAUUCUCCCGCUGACGUUGGUGCUGACCAACCUGGCGGGUAACUCCUGGGCGCGCACGCUGACGGGUACACGCGCCGAGCGCAACGAGUACAUUUUGCUGCACGAGUUUCAUAAACGAAAGUAUAUCUGCCCGGAUAAGCAACCCUUCCGGGGGGGUAAGAGGGAGGAUGAGGAUGAGGUUGGGGCUGAUGAGAAUGGGAAAACCAAAAAGAAGGACAAGUACAAGGGUGGCUUGGUGUUUGAGCCGGAGAGGGGGUUGUAUGACAAGUUUGUGCUGGUCAUGGACUUCAACUCGCUGUAUCCGUCGAUUAUUCAGGAGUACAACAUUUGUUUUACGACUGUUGAUCGGACGUGCUCGACCGACGACGAACAAGAAGAAGGCGUUCCACCGGUCCCUAAAGACCACGAACAGGGCGUGCUGCCGGCACUCAUCUCGCAGCUGGUGAGCCGCCGACGGCAGGUCAAAGGCCUGAUGAAGGACAAAGGGGCGACCCCCGAGCAGAUCGCGACGUGGGACAUCAAGCAGCUGGCGCUCAAGCUGACGGCCAACUCCAUGUACGGGUGCUUGGGGUACACCAAGUCGCGGUUCUACGCGCGCCCCUUGGCCGUGCUCACGACCUUCAAGGGCCGUGAGAUUCUGCGCAGCACCAAGGACCUAGCCGAGAGCAUGAAGCUGCAGGUCAUCUACGGCGACACCGAUUCCGUCAUGAUCAACGCCAACGUCGACAACGUGGCCGACGCCUUCAAGGUCGGUCGCCAGUUCAAGGCCGAGGUCAACCAGCAGUACCGCCGCCUUGAGAUCGACAUUGACAACGUCUUCCGCCGCAUCCUGCUGCAGGCCAAGAAGAAGUACGCCGCCAUCAACCUGGUCGAGACUCCUGGCGGUGUCUUUGUCGAGAAGAUGGAGAUCAAAGGUCUCGACAUGCGCCGUCGCGAGUACUGCCCGCUCUCCCGCGAGGUGUCCAAGCGCAUCCUAGACGAGAUCCUGUCAGGCGACGACACCGAGGUGUCGGUCCAGCGCAUCCACGAGUACCUGCGUGAGGUAUCCGUCCAGAUGCGCUCCCAAGCCAUCCCCCCGCAAAAGUACAUCAUCCUCACCCAGCUCGGCAAAGCCCCCCGCGAGUACCCCAACGCCGACAGCAUGCCUCAGGUCCAGGUCGCCCUGCGCGAGCUCGCCCGCGGCAAGACCAUGCGCAAGGGUGACGUCGUGUCGUACAUCAUCACCGGCGACAGCAAGACCACCUCCGAACCCGCCCCCAAACGCGCCUACACCCCACAAGACGUGCUUAAGCCCGACUCCGGCCUCAUCCCAGACAUCGACUGGUACCUCGGGAAACAAAUCUUCCCCCCCGUCGAACGUCUCUGCGCCAACAUCAUCGGCACCUCCACCGCGCAACUCGCCGACAACCUCGGGCUGGACGCCCGCCGCUACGCCAACAACUCCUCCUCCUACAACGGAGCCAACUCCGGCACCACCGGCGCCGGCCACGAAUUCCACCCCCUCGAAUCCCGCACCCCGGACGCCAUCCGCUUCCAACACUGCGCCCCUCUCACCCUGCGCUGCCGUUCCUGCAAAGUCUCCUCCCCCUUCCCCGGCCUCCUCGCCAACCUCCAAGGCAGCGAAGCCGAAGCCUCCGACGCCAACCAACCCAAACACCUCCAACACGUAACCCCCUCCGGAAUCCUCUGCCCAGCCUGCGACACCAUCUACCCCACCCUCUCCCUCGUCGCCCAAGUCGAAUCCGCCGUCCGCGCCCACACAAACAGGUAUUACGAAGGCUGGCUGGUCUGCGACGACGCAAGCUGCGGACACCGUACCCGCCAACUCAGCGUCUACGGCGGAGCACGCUGCUUAUCACCCCGUACCUCCUCCGGAGACCACUGCACGGGUAGAAUGCACUACGAGUUCCCCGCGCGGGAGAUGUACAACCAGCUGAAGUACUUCGCUUCGCUGUUUGAUGUUGAUCGGGUGAAGAAGCAGGUGGUGGGCGGGGAGGAAGCGGUGGGUUGGGGGGGGAGUGCGGAAGUGGUGAUUCCUGCUGGAGAGGUUAGGGAUGAGGUGUUGGCUGUGGCGGAAAAGAAUAGAGUAAGGUUUGGGACGGUGAAGGGGGUGGUGGAGAGGUAUUUGGAGAAAUGUGGGUGGGGGUGUGUGGCUAUGGGGCCGUUGUUUGCGCAGUUGGGGUUGAUGGGGUAG
Dichotomopilus funicola is the source of this 4584-nucleotide messenger RNA. RefSeq lists its product as uncharacterized. Gene Ontology annotation, molecular function: nucleotide binding; chromatin binding; DNA replication origin binding. The record is from RefSeq and is a predicted model, not a curated record. Gene Ontology annotation, cellular component: alpha DNA polymerase:primase complex. Gene Ontology annotation, biological process: mitotic DNA replication initiation; leading strand elongation; DNA replication. Lineage: Eukaryota; Fungi; Ascomycota; Sordariomycetes; Sordariales; Chaetomiaceae. The coding region runs from base 1 to 4584 and encodes 1527 amino acids. The transcript is spliced from 4 exons.